Messenger RNA from Dibothriocephalus latus, 1977 nucleotides. Lineage: Eukaryota; Metazoa; Platyhelminthes; Cestoda; Diphyllobothriidea; Diphyllobothriidae. The record is from the annotation of a GenBank genome assembly.
GUUAAAAGUCCGAGCUCCUGGGGUCCUUCGCCCGCUGGAUGUUUCACAGAACCAGCAGGACCUCGCGAUUAUGACUGGUUCGAAAGCGUGGAAACGGAAUACAUACUCAGCUUGCAAAACCUGAUUGCAGUUAGGGACGACCUUGUCGCUCUGAUGUCGCCAGUCGUUCGUUCAACCAAGUCUGCUGCUUCAAGGAUCGACACCAGCACCUUCGAAUCAAUCUUCCAGACAUUUCUGGGCAAAGCCUACGCCGUGCCCUAUGGUCUUUCACAAAAGUGCAUCACUGACAUCGCCCGGCAGGACUGGAGUCUCCGGGAGGAUGAAGGCAAUAAAACAGAACCGAGGGAAAUCGACGUCUUGCGUCAAAGUGUUAGAACAUUCGAAAAGCAGGCGGAAGAUUAUGAAAGCACCUUGAAGAGUGCAGCAAGAAGGAAGUCAAAAGCACGAGCUAAACGUUUUACGGCCUACAUCAGUCGCUCUUCUGAAUGGAUGCCUCCGGCACAGACUAUCAGGACCACUCAAGAUACAUUUUCCUCUCCUCCGCCUGUUCCUCCUGGUUCUAGGUGUUUCUUCCCGAUCGAAAGUUUAAAAUGGGAGCCAAACUCGAUUUAUCUUCAGUUCCGAUAUCCUGAGAUGGUACACCCUGUUCCCAGCCUUAAAAUUACAAGGAGGAACUUUCGAAGGCGACCAUUAAGUCUCCAACGCGUGCAAAGCACCGCCAGUUCUUUCGAAUUCUUUGACAGUUUCGAGUACACGGGGUCUGAUAAUGGUAGGAGUCGGGAAGUUAGUAUUGAAGGCGCCUUGGAGAAGCCUGACGUUGGUGUGUAUCUAUCACGUAUGCGUGAAAAAUGGCCAGUCCUAGUUCAUCUUCCACCUCUCGAACACAUCAUAACAGAGGAUGAGGAGACGAAGAAGAAUGUGACUCCCACGCCCAAAAGAAAGGCAAAUAAGUCACUAGAGAAAAAUGCAGUACGGCCAUUAACCCCGCGUCGAAUUUCGUUUGACGAAAUGUACUUUGAUAAAAUCAUGAACAAAGUUGGUAGAGGUUCAACCGUUGCGAUUAUUUUGCCACUCUUGCCCUCUUUUUUGGAGUCUUUCCGCUCUGCUGAUUGGCUGAAGGCGACUGAGUGUUUCAGCGCAGUCGAUUGGCCAAAUUGUCCAGCGGGCCAGACAGCAGACGCGUUUGUGACCUGUUACGUGAAUGCUGCUUUAAUUCGCAGGCUGCUAGCACUUGAUGGCGACCUACCGGCCCGAGAGCUCAUGGGAGCCACUGAUAUGGAUACAUUUGCUCUCUUGCUGUACUGCCUGGCUGUCGUGAACGUUCUCCAACACUCCGACAAAGACCUUUAUGCCGUAUUGCAUCAGUCCUUAGAAGACGCCAGUAUUCCUGACACCGAAGGCUUCCUAUCUGACGAGCUCCGGGAUAUGUUUGAUGUGCGAAGGAUUCUUGGACCACAUAUAGUUGAUCAGACAGUCCAAGGCGAUGGAGAGACCUUGAGUACUGCUGAAACACAGUCCCUGAUUUCUUUUCUGCGUGAAUGGCUCUUCUAUUGGAUUGUGGAGGCGAAAUUAAGACUCAAAAGUGCUUCAUCGCAGCAGCAGGACGAUGCGAAACCACUUAUCACCUCGAGGGCACGAGCAAGGCGGAUAAUGGACAAUAAUCGCGGAAGAAAAUAUCCGCGAGGAGCGAUUCAAGAGGAGAAACCACUAACGGCUAUCGAUGCUAUCCGGGCUUUCUACUCGUGGAAAGGCGAUAACUUAUGGUUAGUUGUGAUGCAGCCUCCUGAUGCUGCAAGCGAAAAGACUGUUUCGUCACACGAGGUGCUGGCCAAGCCAAAGGAGGUUCUCUGCCGCACACGAAAUCGAAUUAACACACGGUUUUGCCAAUCCCUGGCGUUCCUACUGCCAGGCCAUGCGGAAUCGUCUGCCACCUCUGAUGCACUUCCGACCUCCAGUGGUCGCACCAAUGCCCUUUAA